CGGCGAGCACUCAAAGGUAUCCGACUUCGGCACCCCAACUCCUCCUUCCAAACAACAAAAAUGGCUGACGACGAAGUUGCGGCGCUUGUGGUUGACAACGGCUCCGGCAUGUGCAAGGCGGGCUUCGCGGGCGACGACGCCCCGCGCGCGGUCUUCCCCUCCAUCAUCGGCCGCCCGCGCCAGCCCGGCGUGAUGGUCGGCAUGGGCCAGAAGGACUCGUACGUCGGCGACGAGGCGCAGUCCAAGCGUGGCAUCCUCACGCUCAAGUACCCGAUCGAGCACGGCAUCGUCACGAACUGGGACGACAUGGAGAAGAUCUGGCACCACACCUUCUACAACGAGCUGCGCGUGGCACCCGAGGAGCACCCGGUCCUGCUGACCGAGGCGCCGCUCAACCCCAAGGCCAACCGCGAGAAGAUGACGCAGAUCAUGUUUGAGACCUUCAACGUGCCCGCCAUGUACGUCGCCAUCCAGGCCGUCCUCUCGCUGUACGCGUCGGGCCGCACGACCGGCAUCGUGAUGGACUCGGGCGACGGCGUCUCGCACACCGUGCCCAUCUACGAGGGCUACGCGCUGCCGCACGCCAUCCUCCGCCUCGACCUCGCCGGCCGCGACCUGACCGACUGGAUGGUCAAGCUGCUGACCGAGCGCGGCUACUCCUUCACCACCACCGCCGAGCGCGAGAUCGUGCGCGACAUCAAGGAGAAGCUGGCGUACGUGGCGCUCGACUUUGACCAGGAGAUGCAGACCGCCGCCUCCUCCUCCUCGCUCGAGAAGUCGUACGAGCUGCCCGACGGCCAGGUCAUCACCAUCGGCAACGAGCGCUUCCGCUGCCCCGAGGCGCUCUUCCAGCCCUCCUUCCUGGGGAUGGAGUCGGCGGGCGUGCACGAGACGACGUACAACUCGAUCAUGAAGUGCGACGUCGACAUCCGCAAGGACCUCUACGCCAACGUCGUCCUCUCGGGCGGCACCACCAUGUACGCCGGCAUCGCCGACCGCAUGUCCAAGGAGAUCACCGCCCUCGCGCCCGCGUCGAUGAAGGUCAAGAUCAUCGCGCCGCCCGAGCGCAAAUACUCGGUCUGGAUCGGCGGCUCCAUCCUCUCGUCGCUCUCCACCUUCCAGCAGAUGUGGAUCUCCAAGCAGGAGUACGACGAGUCGGGCCCGUCCAUCGUGCACCGCAAGUGCUUCUGAGCUGUGACGAAAUAGAGGGGGGGGGUGCGGUAAGACGCGCGCUCGGCUUGCGCCACGAGCAUCGCCAUCGGGGCGCAGGGCGGCGGGGCGGGGCGCUGGGCGGCUCGCGCGCGCAAUGUAUCUUACAGUGGUUUCUGUGAACUAUGAUCGCAGCAUGUUUCGCGUUUCGAGCUUCGACUCCGAGAGCUGUC
Emiliania huxleyi CCMP1516 is the source of this 1382-nucleotide messenger RNA. It is a transcript of the gene ACT-7, whose product is annotated as actin/actin-related protein alternative. The coding region runs from base 61 to 1191 and encodes 376 amino acids. NCBI's taxonomy places the organism in Eukaryota, Haptophyta, Isochrysidales, Noelaerhabdaceae. The record is from RefSeq and is a predicted model, not a curated record. The transcript is spliced from 4 exons.